Messenger RNA from Nylanderia fulva, 2522 nucleotides. RefSeq lists its product as uncharacterized. The record is from RefSeq and is a predicted model, not a curated record. NCBI's taxonomy places the organism in Eukaryota, Metazoa, Arthropoda, Insecta, Hymenoptera, Formicidae.
UCUAGUUCCAUUGCCUUAGCAAUGACGAAAAAUGUGGAUGGAAGAGCAGUGCUCGACAUAAGGCUGAAUUUCGAAUAGAGUUGCCUAAUUAAUUCGACGAGUGUGACAUUUACGUAUAAUUUAUAUUAUCAUGUGACAUGAGAAUAAAAAUGAUGAGCGCAUCGAGCGUGUUGCUGGUUAAGGAUAUUGCAAAAAUGCAUGAUUCCAAAGUAUUAUCUACGUUGCCAUCUUGAAUCAGCUGUCAAGCAGACGAUACGCAGCAUUCAGAUCAUCAUCUUAUCUCUAAAGGGACAUGGAAAUAUCUGAAGGUAAUGUACAAGUAAGAAAUCAGCCAGCAGACUUGAUCUCAGUGUACAGUAACAAGCGUAAGAACGAUGACCCCGAUACAGACCUUAAUGAAGUCGAGAUAAUUACGGCAGCGCAGCAUUUUUGUGCUAUUGAGAUCAAAGAGACCAAGAAUUAUCAUGUAACCGGCGAGAAAGCGAUUGACAAAGACCAAAAUGAAUUGAACGAAUCGCACACUUCGGACUCUACCUUAGAGAAUGUACAAAAUAGCGAGAGCAGUGCCAUUACUAAUGUCCUAACAGAGUCGAUUUACCUAGACACCUUGGACUCUGAUUCCAUAAAUAUCGAUUUCCAGAAACAAUCAAACGCGACAGAAGUAUUUAUUCGGAACGAUGAACAAACGACGAAUUAUAAUAUAUCGACAGUGACGAUACCAAACGAAUUCCUGGACGGGCUUAACAUCAACAUAAAGAAAGAGGACGACGAGGAUCAUGGCACUCUGUAUACAGCGGAAUGGUUAUGCGACGACAAUAACGAUGCCGGCAUACGAUUAAGAGUCUUAAAGGACACAAAGCAGAAUAUACAAGUCCCCGUUGACGUUGAUCUCUUGACCGGCGUGAUCGCGGUAGCGAAACGUAAGAAUCAAUUGACGAACGGCAAAGAUACCUUGGAAAGAACUAAAAUAUCUAGAAGAUCGAAAAAACACAUUAGAAUCAAAUCAAGCGUACAUCAAGAUUACAGAGAAAGAUUGAGGAAAAAGGCCGAGUGUAUGAGAGAGAAACGGAAGAAGCUGUAUGAACAAGAGAGCGAGGAGCAGCGUUUGCAAAGGUUGGCGAAGGAAGCGGCGAAAAGACGAGAGAUGAGAAUGUAUUACGAGACCCCGGAGCAACGAAGGAAAAGACUCGAUGCUGAAGCAGCGCGAAAAAGGGAGUACAGAAUGUAUAACGAAACACCGGAAGACAGGAGAAAGAGAUUGGACCGCGAGGCUGAGAGAAGAAGAAUCAAGAGAUUGUCAUUGUACGCGAGUGAGACACCGGAGCAGAGAAGGGAGAGGCUUAAUAAAGAAUCGGCAAAGAGACGAGAGGCCCGAUUGAAUCAAUACUCUAAAGAGACUGAGGAGGAGAGGAAGGAGAGAUUGCGAAGGGAUGCCCUGAGAGCCAGAGAAAUGAGAUUCACGAGAUCCGCUAUUGAGACGGAAGAGGAGCGUAGGCAAAGGUUAGUAAAAGAUGCCCUUAGAAAAAGGGAGGUAAGGAUGCAUGGGGGCCAUUCGGUGAACAAUAAUUUUACGGAACUCCGAACCGUUCGCAAUUUUCAAGAAUUGAACGAUGUGCAGAUAAGGGACAAUCCCGAAAAUCAAUUGGACGGCCAUUACCUGAGCAACUGGAUGAUGUGGUUUCAAAAUACAUUGACACAACCAGUUCACAAUGGGGAACAGAUAGUAGAGCCGCAAGCGCAGCAUAAUAGAUAGAACUUGUGUUUUUUUUCGCUAUGGAUGUACUUUCUGGACUUUCAUACAUUGAAACGGUAUUGAUAACAGCGACCAAUUUGAAUGUGCUUUACUUACGCUUCCUAUACAAUUUCCAGAUGUGAAACGACAAAAUUGCCACGGCAGAAUUACCACUAAUGUCAAUGUGUAGUAUUUACGACACAAGACUUAUAUUAGCAAUAGCAAAUUACAUUUGCGUUUUAGAAAAGCUAUUUUAUAAUGUUUAUACAAAUAUCAAGCGCGAAUAGAGUUAUGCUGUUUUCGAUACGAAAAAAACUAUAAUUUAUUUUAUAUUAUGUUAAGUAUCAUGUUACAUUAAAGAAACAGAUAUAAAUCAGAGAAAAAAAUCUUUUCUCAGUGUUUGCAUGAUGUUUAAUUAUGUGAUAAUUAUUUGAAUAAUCUAAAAUUAUUCUGGUCGUAAGAGAAAUGCAUCUCGAAGUAUAACAAUGUUACUCUUUGAUAUUGUAGUAACUGUGUAAAUGAACUUUGUGUGCUGACACGUUGGUAUGAAAGAAUAGAAGUUGUAUAUUAGGAAAAACAAGAGAAGCAAUUCUUGCCAGUGCCUUUUAUUCAAUGUUCAACAAAAUGAACGCUCAGACUGAAUUCAUUGAUAUAUGGCACUUGAACAUGAGUGAAUGAUUCUGGUGAAAGUUUGACUGUCUCUUGUGCUAUUUGUACAGUUAGAUUACUAUGUACUUCUUUCUACAGUUCCUUUGUAUAAUGAAUAAUAAAUUAUGUUAUACCAUAUGGA